This is a messenger RNA of Nylanderia fulva, 1853 nucleotides long. RefSeq names its product asparagine synthetase domain-containing protein 1. The record is from RefSeq and is a predicted model, not a curated record. Gene Ontology annotation, molecular function: asparagine synthase (glutamine-hydrolyzing) activity. Lineage: Eukaryota; Metazoa; Arthropoda; Insecta; Hymenoptera; Formicidae.
AUAUGUGUGUGUGCCGGCGAUUAUGGUCCAUUCGUUGGCGACACAAUGUGUGGAAUAUUUUGUUGUAUACAUCCAGCUCAAAACGACACUGAAUCCUUUUCACAGUGGAAUAUUUGCAAAGAUGUAAUAGUUGCGCGAGGUCCCGAUCAUUUAACAGAGAAAUAUAUAUCAUUAAGUCAUCAUUGGCAUGGAUACUUUGUUGCUUCAGUAUUAUGGAUGCAAGGAUCAGAGAUAAUAACACAGCCAAGUUUAGAUGAUAAUAAUAAUUUGUUACUAUGGAAUGGAGAUCUUUUCUCAGGUUGUUUGGCAAAAGAUGAUGUUUGCGAUACAAGUGUGAUAUUGGAUGAAUUGCAAUCAACCACAGAUUUCAUAUCUGUACUUUGUAAGAUUGAAGGUCCUUAUAGUUUAAUAUAUUAUCAGAAAUCGACCAAUACAUUAUAUUUUGGACGAGAUAUUAUAGGACGGCACAGUUUGCUUUUAAAAGUAGAUAGCAAAACCAAUUCAUUGACUUUAACUUCAGUUGCAAACAAAAAUAUGAAAGGAAUCGUAGAAGUACCAGCUAUAGGUAUUUUUGCAAUGAAUUUAAAUAGUUCGCAGAUAAAUUUAGCAUGUUAUCCAUGGAGAGAACCUGACUUGAGAUUCACAGAUGUUAUCGAAACAUUGGAAACAAAUUUAAAUGUAGAUAUUAAUAUUAGAAAAACUAUAUUGGAUACUAAUUCAUUGUUGACAAAUUUACAUCUACAUCCUGAUUCAAGAGAUUUGGAAUAUCUAGAGAAUAUACCAAAUAGUAUAAAUUUUAAUGAGACAUUGCAAUAUUUAUUGGAAAACGAAGAAGUAAAUAAAAGAGUUGAAUGUUUAACAGAACUCUUACAUCAAUCUGUGAAAGUCAGAGUGAAAAAAAAACCAAACUAUUGUAAAGAUUGCAUAAAAAUUGUAUUAAAUAAUGAAAGUAUUACUUGUACUCACUCCAAGAUUGGUAUAUUAUUUUCUGGUGGCUUAGACUCAGCUAUUUUAACAGCGAUUGCUGACAAAUACAUUCCAGAAAACGAAAGUAUCGAUCUCAUUAAUGUUGCAUUUGAAAGAUCUGUAAAUAACCAAAGAAUAAGUCCUACAAAUAGUAAAAAGGAAAAUAUUAUGAUGCAAAACUAUGACGUGCCAGAUAGGAAAACUGGCCAACAAACAUAUUCUGAAUUAUUACGAAUUUGUCCCAACAGGAAAUGGAAUUUUAUACAAUGCAAUAUCACACGGAUGGAACUACAAUUAUAUCGUGCUUCGCGAAUUUGUGAUUUACUGUAUCCUUUAUGUACAAUUCUGGAUGAAAGUUUAGGAUGCGCCAUGUGGUUUGCAAGUAGGGCAAAGGGUGUUCUUUAUCCAGUUGAUGAACCAUACGAGUCACCAUGCAGAAUAUUACUUUUGGGUAUAGGCGCGGAUGAAUUAUUCGGUGGAUACAUGAGGCACAGAACUAUAUUGAAACAUAAAGGAUGGGAUGCGCUAGUGCAAGAGUUAAAUAUCGAAUUGGCUAGAAUUUCCGAGAGAAAUUUAGGUCGAGACGACCGGAUUAUUUCUGAUCAUGGUAAACAAUCCCGUUUACCUUAUCUGGACGAGAACGUCGUCAAAUAUGUACAGAAUAUAAAACCAUGGGAAAGAUGUUACCCGACUGAGAAAAUGCCAAGUGGAUUAGGAGACAAAUUACUAUUGCGCUUGCUGGCUUGCAAGCUUGGGUUUCAAAGUACAGCCAACUUUCCGAAAAGAGCUUUUCAGUUUGGCUCGCGAAUCGCAAAUGGUAAAGAGAAUGCUAAUAAUAUAUCUGAUAGAUUGUAAAAUAUGAUAUUUAUAAAUUUUAAUCUACUACA